This is a messenger RNA of Periophthalmus magnuspinnatus, 2945 nucleotides long. RefSeq names its product dynamin 1a (gene dnm1a). Gene Ontology annotation, molecular function: microtubule binding; GTPase activity; GTP binding. Bases 145 to 2715 code for a protein of 856 amino acids. The transcript has 22 exons. The record is from RefSeq and is a predicted model, not a curated record. Gene Ontology annotation, cellular component: cytoplasm; membrane; microtubule. Lineage: Eukaryota; Metazoa; Chordata; Actinopteri; Gobiiformes; Gobiidae.
UGGAGCAGAGAGGAGGUGUUGAUGAGCAGCUGUAGAUGGAGACAUUAUUCACGCUCUGAUCACCGGGUCUUUGUGGAACAAAACUGAUGCUCAUCCAAUUCUGAUUUUUCAAGGAAAUCCUCAGCCGAUAGCUCAGAUCGAAACAUGGGGAACCGGGGAAUGGAGGAUCUGAUUCCUCUGGUGAACCGCCUGCAGGAUGCUUUUUCGGCCAUCGGCCAAAACGCGACCCUGGACCUGCCUCAGAUCGCGGUGGUGGGAGGACAGAGCGCAGGGAAGAGCUCUGUGCUGGAGAACUUCGUGGGGACAGAUUUCCUUCCACGUGGGUCUGGUAUCGUGACCCGUCGCCCCCUGGUGCUGCAGCUCAUGAACUGUCCCACAGAGUAUGCCGAGUUCCUUCACUGCAAAGGCAAGAAGUUUACUGAUUUUGAUGAGGUGCGGCAGGAGAUUGAAGCAGAAACUGAUCGUAUAACUGGAGCAAACAAAGGGAUUUCUCCUGUCCCCAUCAACCUGCGAGUUUACUCCCCUCACGUGCUUAACCUCACGCUGGUGGAUCUUCCGGGUAUGACCAAGGUCCCAGUGGGAGACCAACCCGCCGACAUCGAGUUUCAGAUUCGUGAGAUGCUGAUGCAGUUUGUCACCAAAGAGAACUGUCUGAUGCUCGCUGUGUCCCCAGCAAAUUCGGAUUUAGCCAAUUCUGAUGCUUUAAAGGUUGCCAAAGAGGUCGACCCUCAGGGCAUGAGGACCAUCGGUGUGAUUACCAAACUGGACCUGAUGGAUGAGGGCACAGAUGCCAAGGACAUUCUUGAGAAUAAGCUGCUUCCGCUCAGAAGAGGUUACAUCGGUGUGGUGAACAGAAGCCAGAAAGACAUUGACGGUAAAAAGGAUAUUAACGCUGCUAUAGCUGCAGAGAGGAAGUUCUUCCUGUCUCACCCUGCGUAUCGGCACCUGGCUGACCGCAUGGGCACACCCUACCUCCAGAAAGUCCUCAAUCAGCAACUGACCAACCACAUUCGAGACACACUACCAAAUUUACGGGCUAAACUACAGAGUCAGCUGCUUUCCAUCGAGAAAGAAGUGGAAGAGUACAGGAACUUCAGGCCCGACGAUCCGUCUCGUAAAACCAAGGCUCUGCUUCAAAUGGUGCAGCAGUUCUCUGUGGACUUUGACAAAUGUAUAGAGGGAUCAGGAGACCAGAUCGACACCGCCGAGCUCUCCGGUGGUGCAAGGAUCAACCGGAUUUUUCAUGAACGCUUUCCCUUCGAACUGGUCAAGAUGGAGUUUAAUGAGAAAGAGCUUCGUAAAGAAAUCAGCUACGCCAUCAAGAACAUCCAUGGCAUCAGAACGGGCCUCUUCACUCCGGACAUGGCCUUUGAGACCAUUGUAAAAAGGCAGAUUGGGAAGAUUAAAGAACCUUGCACCAAAUGUGUGGACAUGGUCAUAUCUGAGCUAGUCAAUACGGUUAGGCAGUGUACCAAGAAGCUGGCUCAGUAUCCAAUGCUCCGAGAAGAAAUGGAGAGGAUUGUCACUCAGCACAUUAGAGACAGAGAGAGUCGCACUAAAGAACAGGUGCUGCUGUUGAUCGACAUCGAGCUGUCCUACAUGAACACCAAUCACGAAGACUUUAUUGGAUUUGCCAACGCUCAGCAGAGGAUCAAUCAAAUGAACAAGAAGAAGGCCGCCGGUAAUCAGGAUGAGAUCAUGCCUGAGAGAGGAGUUAACGAUCGCUUCAAGGUGAUCAGGAAGGGCUGGCUCACCAUCAACAACAUUGGCAUCAUGAAGGGAGGAGCUAAAGAGUACUGGUUCGUCCUCACCGCUGAGUCCCUGUCCUGGUACAAGGAUGAUGAGGAAAAAGAGAAGAAGUUCAUGCUGCCUGUGGACAACCUGAGACUGAAGGAUGUGGAGAAAGGUUUCAUGUCCAGCAAGCAUAUUUUCGCCCUUUUCAACACUGAACACAGAAACGUGUACAAAGAUUACCGUCAGCUGGAGCUGGCCUGUGAGAGUCAGGAGGACGUUGAUGCUUGGAAGGCGUCGUUCCUCAGAGCUGGAGUUUAUCCUGAACGAGUCACGAGCGACGGUGGAGAUGAGAACGGGUCAGACAGUUUUGGCCACAGCAUUGACCCACAGCUGGAGCGACAGGUGGAGACCAUUCGAAAUCUGGUCGACUCCUACAUGGCCAUCGUCAACAAGACGGUGCGAGACCUGAUGCCCAAGACCAUCAUGCACCUCAUGAUCAACAACACCAAGGAGUUCAUCAACGCGGAGCUGCUGGCCCACCUGUACUCCUGCGGCGACCAGAACAGUUUAAUGGAGGAGUCCCAGGAGCAGGCGCAGCACAGAGAUGAAAUGCUGCGGCUGUACUUCGCUCUGAAGGAGGGGCUCAGUAUCAUCGGAGACAUCAGCACCUCCACAGUGACCACCGCCAUGCCCCCGCCCGUCGACGACUCGUGGCUACAGGUGCAACGUGGAGGCUCCGGGGGAAGGUCUCCAGCCACCAGUCCAACCCCCAACCGCCGCGCCCCCCCCGGCCCCCCCGCUCGUCCCGGCUCUCGCGGCCCGCCCCCCGGCCCUCCUCCCGCCGGCGGCCCCCCCGUGCCCUCUCGCCCCGGAGCCUCCCCGGACCCCGGCAGCGGGCCCCCUCCAGCCGUGCCCUCCAGGCCCAACCGUGCCCCCCCCAGCGUGCCCAGUCGAAGACCCCCUCCUUCUCCGACCCACUAGACCAGCUCCCUCCGUCCCGUACGACCGUCCCACGUCUAGAUAUUGCCUGCUGCAGACCCUGGACAACAGCGCCACCUACUGUACCUCCUGCUCCUCCUGCUCCUCCUAUAAUCACCCACUUUCAUGUUCCCUUUUUACUCAGCGAAUACUUGAAACAUACCUGCAUGAGAUAAAAUACUGCUCCGCCCGAGAUAUAAUCAACAUAUAUAUAUAGAAAUCUCAAAACUAUU